This is a messenger RNA of Lynx canadensis (Canada lynx), 2696 nucleotides long. RefSeq names its product D-amino acid oxidase (gene DAO). The coding region runs from base 473 to 1516 and encodes 347 amino acids. Lineage: Eukaryota; Metazoa; Chordata; Mammalia; Carnivora; Felidae. Gene Ontology annotation, molecular function: D-amino-acid oxidase activity; FAD binding. The record is from RefSeq and is a predicted model, not a curated record. The transcript has 11 exons.
CCUGUAUCUCUGGCCUCCCCGCAGGGCUCCCAGGCUGACCAGGCCCACAGCGCCUCAGGGAACAACCUUCCCCUCCCCCAGGGUGGCAGCAGGAAGAGGGAAGAAAGAGGAUCGUCUCCAGCUGGCCCAGGAGACAGACCUCCUUGUCCCCAUCAGCCCUGCCGCCCUCCCUCCCCACCGAGGGCUGUCCGCAGGGGCUUGGGAUCGGCCAGAAAAGUCAGGCAACUUUUCAGGGACCAGAAGGAGGGGAGGGGAGGGGAGUCUCCCAGCCUGUGAAAAGCAACAGCGCCAAGCCCUACCCCUCGCUGUGUCCUGUCCACAAGUCCAGACUUUGACCCUGAGCUUCAGUCCCCGUUGGCGGGCAGAGGGCUGAGGACAGGACGCCUCAGAAUCAGGAGACUCCUCUCAGGAGGUAAAAUCCUGCGCCCAGCUGUCUCCUUUCUUCAAAAGUCUGGCAAUCCAGGCCGACACGAUGCGCGUGGUAGUGAUCGGAGCGGGUGUCAUCGGGCUGUCCACCGCCCUCUGCAUCCACGAGCGCUACCGAUCAGUCCUGCCAUCCCUGGACAUGAGGGUCUACGCAGAUCGCUUCACCCCGCUCACCAACACCGACGUGGCGGCCGGCCUCUGUCAGCCCUACCUCUCGGACCCCAGAAACCCACAGGAGGCGGAUUGGAACCAGCAGACCUUCGACUAUCUCCUGAGCCGCGUCCAUUCUCCCAACGCCGCAAACGUGGGCCUGGCCCUAGUCUCAGGCUACAACCUCUUCCACGAAGCUAUUCCGGAUCCCUCGUGGAAGAACACAGUUCUGGGAUUUCGGACGCUGACUCCCAGGGACCUGGACAUGUUCCCUGAUUACAGCUACGGCUGGUUCAACACAAGCCUGAUUGUGGAAGGGAGAAGGUAUCUACAGUGGCUGACUGAAAGGUUAACUGAGAGGGGAGUGAAAUUCUUCCAGAAGAAGGUGGAGUCUUUUGAGGAGGUAGCAAGAGGAGGUGCCGAUGUAAUUAUCAACUGCACCGGGGUGUGGGCUGGGUCAUUGCAACCGGACCCCCUGCUGCAGCCAGGCCGGGGACAGAUCAUUAAGGUGGAUGCCCCUUGGAUGAAGCACUUCAUUAUCACCCAUGACCCAGAGAAAGGCAUCUACAAGUCCCCGUACAUCAUCCCAGGGAUCCAGGCAGUGACUCUUGGAGGCAUCUUUCAGCUGGGGAACUGGAGCGAGGUAAACAACAUCCAGGACCACAACACCAUCUGGGAAGGCUGCUGCAGACUGGAGCCCACACUGCAGGAUGCAAAAAUUGUUGCUGAGUUGACUGGCCUCCGGCCAGUGCGCCCCCAGAUUCGGCUAGAAAGAGAACAGCUUCGUUUUGCAUCUUCAAACACAGAGGUCAUCCACAACUAUGGCCAUGGAGGCUACGGGCUCACUAUCCACUGGGGCUGUGCCCUGGAGGCAGCCAAGCUCUUUGGGAAAAUUCUGGAAGAAAGGAAGUUGCUCAAGAUGCCGCCACCUCACCUCUGAAAACACCAGUAACCACCACCUCCCCAAGGACUCCCCGCUCCCCUCGGCCAACCAAUCAGUGUAUCCCCCUCUAAGCUGUGUCUUCUCCACUUCAGCCCUGGCUCCUUUCUGCAAGAAGUACCAGAGGAGAGGAAGAUCCCAAGGCCAUUUCUGGAGGCGAGUCCAUCCCUAUCUGGGGCUCCCUUUGAUCCCUGGGGUCUCUCCACCCACUCUGGGCCUGACAGUCUGAAGAGCAGUUGGGGGCCAUUAUACUGCGAGUCCUUAGAAGAAAGGAAAGCUCAGAAAAUCGAAGGGGCGGAGCGCCUGGGUGGCUCCAACUUCCGCUCAGGUCAUGAUCUCACAGUUCAUGGUUUUGAGCCCCACACCAGGCUACGUGCUGUUAGCACGAAGCCCACUGUUGAGCCUCUGCCCCCCCACCCCGCCCCUCCCCUGCUCUCUUUCUCUGUCUCAAAAAUACACAUUUUUAAAAAAGGGAAAUGAAAGGGGCAAGCAGAAAAUUGAGGACCAUUUAGGUUAGGUCAGGUGACCUGACGACAAAUUACUAACAUAUUAAAGGUUCUGGGAAGUCCUGCAGCAAAGACAUCUAUCUGAUGUUCCUUCACCCAGCCUUCCUAAACGCAUUUGGCUCCGGAAACCUUUUUGCCCAGAGCACCCAUGCCGCGGAGCGCACUUGAGGGAAGGCUGCGAUAGAUCUCCUUGCAGGAAGUCCCACGCAGAGCUGGAGUAUAGGGAGGCAGAAGUGAGGCAUUGAACUAGCCACAUACGAUGCCCGUCCCACAUCCAGGAUUCCCAACAGCAUCAGCAACCUGCUGAACGGCCCCGUGAGCCCCGAGGAGGGGCCACCGGAGGGAACAUCCCACAAGGGACCCCUUCACAGAGAACUGAACUCACCACGCAUAGUCCUUGUUGUGGGGGGGGGGGGAUCCAAGAGCUAAGGUAGAGUUCCUAUCCUAGGAAUAAGAAUAAAUCCUUAUUAUUAUACCUAAAAUUGAUUGCAUUCUAACUGGGCUAACAGUGCUAAAUUCUUGCAUAAGUUAUUCACGUUAUUCCCAGUCAACAGCUGGGAAGGGGUAGAAAGGAGAUUCCGGGCCAGGAAUUGAUGAAUUUAGAGAGUAUUAUCUUUCCUCGUUGAAUUGUCUUGGUACCUUUGUCAAAAAUCAAUUGACCACAGCGGCGCCUG